UCAAAGAAACAAAAAGCAAAAAGCAGAUUCUGCCCCAAAUAAAAUUACACACGAGCUACAGAGAGAGAGAGAGAGAACAAAGAUAGAGAAAGUGAUCAUUCUGUAGAUUACUGUAAGCUCACCGUCCAUACGUUUACAAGGUAGACCAAAGCAUAUGCCUCACAGAGAUGUCUUUUCAUAUAUAACCUUCCAAUCACAAUUCUCUCCCUAUCUUCUCAUAGACACACACAUGUGCAACUAUUAGAGCAGUAUACGCACAUACGACUUUUAAGGCCACUCAUAUUUUCUCUCUCUCUUCCUUCACAUUCCAUUCUUCCACCUUCAUCAUCUCCAAAAAACCAGAAAGCUAGAAGCAGAUCAUAACCUAAUUGUCAAGGUUUCAUAUAUUGAUCUCUAGAGAGAGAUGUCCGGUGUUCUUCUUUGGGUGACUUGUGGGCCCAAAGAGAACGCCAUUAACUCUCUGUUGGGAGGAACAGUUAGAAGUGGCAGUGGGAGAUUUUCGCAGAGAAGCGUGGUUUCUGCGUUUUCGAGUGUAUUUGCAGACCCUUCGAGAUCGUCCGAGGAGAGGGUGUACGAGGUUGUGCUGAAGCAAGCAGCUCUGGUGAAGCAGCAGCAGAGGAAAACCCUAGAUGAUCAUUUGUACAAGGAUGAUUACACUGAAGCUGAUCUCACUAAUGGAGAUCUGUUAAAUGAUGCUUAUGAUCGCUGUGGCGAAGUUUGUGCGGAGUAUGCCAAGACCUUUUACCUCGGAACGCAAUUGAUGACAGCGGAGAGAAGAAAGGCGAUAUGGGCAAUUUAUGUGUGGUGCAGAAGAACAGACGAACUGGUGGAUGGGCCAAACGCUCCCCACAUCACUCCAAAAGCCUUGGACAGAUGGGAGCAGAGGCUAAAUGAUGUUUUUGCGGGUCGUCCUUAUGAUAUGUAUGAUGCUGCCCUCUCCGAUACUGUCUCCAGAUUCCCAGUUGAUAUUCAGCCAUUCAAGGACAUGAUAGAGGGGAUGAGGCUAGACUUGAGGAAGUCAAGAUACAACAACUUUGACGAGUUGUAUCUGUACUGCUACUACGUUGCUGGCACAGUGGGGCUUAUGAGCGUACCAGUUAUGGGCAUAUCUCCAGACUCAAAGGCUUCCACUGAGGCUGUUUACAAUGCUGCUUUGGCCCUUGGCAUCGCAAAUCAGCUCACCAACAUCCUCAGAGACGUUGGAGAAGAUGCUAGGAGAGGAAGAAUAUACCUGCCACAAGAUGAGCUGGCACGAGCGGGCCUAUCAGACAAUGACAUUUUGGAAGGCCGAGUGACGGACAAGUGGCGGAAUUUCAUGAAGGGACAGAUAAAGAGAGCUCGGAUGUUUUUUGAUGAGGCAGAGAAAGGAGUAGCAGAACUUGACUCAGCAAGUAGAUGGCCAGUGUGGGCAUCAUUAUUAAUAUACAAACAGAUAUUAGAUGAGAUUGAAGCCAAUGGUUACAAUAAUUUCACCAAAAGGGCUUAUGUUGGCAAAGCCAAGAAGCUCUGGUCUCUUCCGGCUGCUUAUGCAAAAGCUCUUCUUGGCCCACAAAUGCUAACUCACAAUAUAUUUAAGAGAUAAAUAAUCAUGAUUAUAAUAAAUAAUCUUUUGAGCUUUUGUAGAUUCUCCUAUUCACUAUAUUUUAGAAAAACCUUUAAUUGUUUGUGUAAAUUACUUGUUAUAUUGUACAA
Messenger RNA from Prosopis cineraria, 1692 nucleotides. Its product is annotated as phytoene synthase 2, chloroplastic-like. Bases 404 to 1582 code for a protein of 392 amino acids. The transcript has 5 exons. The record is from RefSeq and is a predicted model, not a curated record. NCBI's taxonomy places the organism in Eukaryota, Viridiplantae, Streptophyta, Magnoliopsida, Fabales, Fabaceae. Gene Ontology annotation, biological process: carotenoid biosynthetic process. Gene Ontology annotation, molecular function: geranylgeranyl diphosphate synthase activity.